AUGGUCCAAUUCAAUGCUAUCGCCCUGCAGGGGGCGAUGCGCAGUCUCCGGGCUCGACCUGCACCCCGCCUCCUGCAACGCCGUCAGUUCACACUGUCUAGACAACAAGCCAAAGAAAAUCAAUCGUUCAAGAGUCAAUUAUACGAAAGUACCCAACAGCGUUUAAAGCGCGAGCGCGCUGAACAGGAAAAAUUUGCCCAGUAUCAGACUCAGUCGCCUGCUGGUCGUUCUGCAGCCCUGGCCUUCGCUUUGAUUUUCUUCUCGACUGGUGCUUAUUACCUCGGAUCCCUGAAACCGGCCGCUCUCCCCUCCUCAUCCACGACUCCCCUCUCUGAGAUCGAAGCCCCCAAACACAACGUCUCUCCCUCCAACCUCCAGGCGGCGUGGGCCGAUUUCGUCGAGAUUCUAGGCAAGGAGCAUGUCUCGACGGCAAGUGGUGAUUUGGAGUUGCAUUCCGGAUCAGACUGGUCUUCUUACUCGCAAAAAGAGAACGAGAAGCCCUUCCUGAUCCUCUACCCCUCAAGCACCGAGGAGGUCUCGCAGAUCAUGAAGGUCUGCCACCAGCGCAUCAUCCCCGUAACCCCAUACUCCGGUGGCACUAGCUUAGAGGGCCACUAUGCGUCCACGAGAGGUGGAGUGUGCAUUGAUUUCCGUCGCAUGGACCGCAUCCUGAAGCUCCACAAGCGUGACUUGGAUGUCGUCGUUCAGCCCGCGGUUGGAUGGGAGGAGUUAAACGAGGAGAUCGCCAAGGAUGGCCUUUUCUUCCCACCUGAUCCUGGCCCCGGUGCCAUGAUCGGUGGUAUGGUCGGAACAGGAUGCUCGGGCACCAAUGCCUACCGGUAUGGGACAAUGCGCGAGUGGGUGCUUUCGCUCACUGUUGUCCUUGCUGAUGGCACUAUCAUCAAGACUCGACAACGGCCCCGCAAAUCCAGCGCUGGCUAUGACCUGACUAAACUCUUUAUUGGCAGCGAAGGCACUCUUGGUUUAGUGACGGAAGCGACCUUGAAGCUGACGGUCAAGCCCCAGAGUCAGAAUGUUGCCGUUGCAAGCUUCGAUACUAUUCAUAACGCGGCUGAAUGUGUGACCAAGGUCGUAGAGGCUGGUAUUCCUGUGGCUGGUGUUGAGAUUCUGGAUGAUAUCCAGAUGAAGUGUAUCAAUGCCAGCCAGAGUACUAGCCGUCAAUGGAAGGAGUCUCCCACCCUUUUCUUCAAAUUCACUGGCACACUGAAUGCGGUUAAGGAGCAAAUUAGCAUGGUGCAAAAGAUUGUAUCUGGCGCUGCAGGCAAGUCCUUUGAGUUUGCUCGUGGUGAGGCAGAGAUGGCCGAACUCUGGAGUGCUCGCAAGGAGGCACUGUGGAGCGUUAUGGCAAUGAAGAGAACCCCGGAUGAUCACGUUUGGACGACCGAUGUCGCUGUCCCGAUGAGCAAGUUGCCCGAUAUCAUGGAGAUGACCAAGGACGAUAUGACCAAGAAUGGCCUACUGGCUGGAAUUUGUGGUCACGUUGGAGAUGGCAACUUCCACGCGAUCAUACUCUUCAACGACAGCGAAAGGAAUAUCGCCGAGGGAGUUGUGCACCGCAUGGUGAAACGCGCCGUGGAAAUGGAGGGCACUGUCACCGGUGAGCACGGUGUCGGUCUCAUCAAGCGAGACUACCUCGAGCACGAGCUCGGUGAAACUACAGUGGACGCAAUGCGCCGGCUGAAAUUGGCACUUGAUCCUCUCCGUUUGCUCAAUUGCGACAAGGUGAUUCGCACAGAGCAGCCGGCAGCCGGCGAAAUCAAGGAAUGGUAG
Penicillium paradoxum is the source of this 1791-nucleotide messenger RNA. Its product is annotated as FAD-binding oxidoreductase. Gene Ontology annotation, molecular function: FAD binding; D-lactate dehydrogenase (cytochrome) activity; D-lactate dehydrogenase (NAD+) activity. The record is from RefSeq and is a predicted model, not a curated record. Gene Ontology annotation, cellular component: mitochondrion. The coding region runs from base 1 to 1791 and encodes 596 amino acids. Gene Ontology annotation, biological process: lactate catabolic process. The transcript has 4 exons. Lineage: Eukaryota; Fungi; Ascomycota; Eurotiomycetes; Eurotiales; Aspergillaceae.